GACGUGCUGUCUUUCGUGGCUAAGGCCACCGGCCAAAAGUACAGAAAUACCUCCGCUAAGCUGCUUAUGAGGUCCUCCAGAAAAUAGCUUGGCACCUUUCUACAUCCCCCAUCCAUCCCUCUUCCCCAUUGGUCCACAGCCCUUACCCUUUCUAAAAUUCACCUCUCCCUUCUGUCCUCCAAACCACUGUACCACUGGACCUAUUUGUGUCUUCUGGAUGAGAAGGACAGACUUUGACAGGAUACGUAGACAAAAUGGCGGUCUUAAAGGUGACGUUCACCAAGACCACUCGGGGCAAGCUAGCCCUGGUGUUGUGGGUCCUCAACUGGAUCUCUGUGUUAACGGGCAUCAUCCUCUUCAGCCUGGGCCUCUUCCUGAAGGUGGAGAUCCAGAAACGGAAGGAGCUGAUGUCCGCUGAUGUCCACUCAGUGCCCAACAUGCUCAUCGCCACGGGCCUGGUGGCCUGUGUCAUCAACUUCCUGGGCGGCAAGAUCUGCUACGAUUGCGUUGACACCACCAAGUUCCUGCGAUGGAAGUUGCUGAUGCUACCGUACAUCGUGUGCACCUUCCUCUUUACCUUCUGCAUCCUGGUGGGUGCGCUCAUGUGCUACAGCAUGAGGAACGAACUGGAGGAGUCACUAUUUCUGGGAUUGCGUAACGCCAUGCUCUACUACAAGGACACAGGCACGCCGGGACGAUGUUAUCUCAAGCGAACAGUGGAUUUGCUGCAAAUCCAAUUCCAGUGUUGCGGAAACGCCGGCUUCCGCGAUUGGUUCCAUGUCCAAUGGAUCAACAACCGCUGGUUGGACAUGACCCACAGUGAAGUAAGAGACCGUCUGAGGAGUAAUGUGGAGGGAAAGUACCUGAUGGACGGAGUGCCUUUUAGCUGCUGUAACACAUUCUCUCCACGACCCUGCAUCCAGACACAGGUCACCAACAACUCCGCCCACUACAACUAUGACUGGAAGACAGAGGAGCGCAACCUGUGGACGAGGGGCUGCCGCCAGGUCCUGCUGGAUCAUUACACCAACAUCAUGCAGUCCAUCGGCUUUAUUGUGCUCAUCAUCUGGUUGUUUGAGCUAUGGGUGCUGACGGGCGUGCGGUAUCUCCAGACAGCUAUGGAGAACCUUCUACGGCAGGGUGACCCCGACCUGGAGUCUGACGGCUGGCUCCUGGAGAACAGCAUUGCACAGACGGCCCGCUCUAACUUCAAAAUCAUCAAGAACCUAGGCAAGUGCUACCAGGUGGACGAUGAUCCUAACAUCGAUGUGCCCAGCACUGCUCAGCAAGAGGUGUCCACUUGCCAGAUCCCUGUGGCUAGAUAGCAUAGCGCAGCGUCCCUGGUCCAGGGCUGAGGCAUGCAAACGGGCAUCAAGUCCCAUUGUCAUUAGGUGUAAGCCUUUUGGAUGGCAGACCUGUCUCCAGAUUAAACGUGCGACAGCUGUGAACUGAGGGAUCAAAAGGUGAAAGUGGCAAGUGUAGCAGAGCACCACAAAGACACACAAACAGGAUCAAGGACAGCCUAUGCAGAGCGUGCUACUAAAGAAUGACCUGCUUUGUCACAUGAUUCUGUAACACCUGCAUCAUCUUAACAGUGUAAGAAUAUGAACUAGCUGCAACUUUGUCAUUGUGCCAUACUUAAGUCAUUAAACUGAAAGGGGAGCAGGGCAAAGUUGAAACGGGGUUGAACUCGUGUACAACCCAGUACUACAACCCCAUAGACAUAAUGGGACAUGGAACAGUCUGAGUGAAAGAUGAUGUCAUAAUGAGCCACAUAUGUCAUGGGCAACAAUUAUGCCAACAAGGCAGUGGAGGCUGCUGACGGGAGGACAGCUCAUAAUAAUGACCGGAAAGGAGCUAAUGGAAUGGUAUCAAACAUGUAUUUGAUGCCAUUCCACCUAUUCCACGCCAGCCAUUACCACGAGCCCGUCCACGCCCAAUUAAGGUGCCACCAACCUCCUGUGCAAGAAAGUGAUGGACAUAAACUGUUUAACAAAUUGUAUAAAGGGAAAUGGAAACAGCAAACUUGAAUUGCCUUCUACAGUUUCUUCAACUCAGUCUCCUGUAUGUAACAUUUUUUGUAUUAUGGGUUACUUAAGCAAUAAGGUCCAAGGGGGUGUGAUAUAUAGCCAAUAUACCAUGGCUAAGUGCUGUUCUUGGGCAUGACGCAACAUGCUAGGAAACAGCCCAUAGCCAUGGGAAUAUUGGACAUAUAUCACAAACCCCCGAGGUGCCUUAUUGCUAUUAUAAACUGGUUACCAACCUAAUUAGA
Messenger RNA from Oncorhynchus kisutch (coho salmon), 2272 nucleotides. It is a transcript of the gene prph2lb, whose product is annotated as peripherin 2-like b. Gene Ontology annotation, biological process: visual perception. The record is from RefSeq and is a predicted model, not a curated record. The transcript is spliced from 3 exons. Bases 255 to 1325 code for a protein of 356 amino acids. NCBI's taxonomy places the organism in Eukaryota, Metazoa, Chordata, Actinopteri, Salmoniformes, Salmonidae. Gene Ontology annotation, cellular component: plasma membrane.